Porites lobata is the source of this 2803-nucleotide messenger RNA. NCBI's taxonomy places the organism in Eukaryota, Metazoa, Cnidaria, Anthozoa, Scleractinia, Poritidae. The record is from the annotation of a GenBank genome assembly.
AUGGUUUCUGGCGUGGCCUGUCGGAUUUUUUUGCGCAGGUUGGUACGUCUGUCUUUCGCCGUUCGAAGCCUGUGUAGAUGCCAUGAAGGGACUGACGGAGCUGUUGAUGCGUGGUGUGAAAUUACCCUUGGAAGUAGCUCAGCAUAUGGUCGAGGGAAAGCAGGGGUGGUAAACGAAAGAUGCAAGAAUCACUUUGACCUUUUAUAUAACUGCUUUGGUUGGAUGACAUUAUCCUGUUUUUGUAGCAUGGGCCAUUUUAAUAUUGCUGGAGUCAUUGAACUUUAUAACACGGGGAAAGUUGGGAAAACAAUAGCUAGUCUACGAUAUGUGAUCAAUGCUUCGAUGCACGUUGUUUUGUUUGAUCUAGAAAAGCCCUGUUCGUUCAACCGAAACUGGAACUGAAUUCGUGCUGCUUCACUGAAUCUUUCAGUACUAUAUGCUGUCAGACACUGCUUAUAUCACAAUUGUGGCGGUUCGUUAGGUAAAGAAUUGUACCCAUCGACUCAAUAUUCACUGCUUAAUUGUUACGUAGAAAUCUACCCUUUACACGUGUGCCUUGAAUAAAAUUAUUCUGAUUUUGACUGAUUUGUGAUUUAUUGUUUAUUGUCCUUUUAUUACUGUAAAAAUGCCCUUGAAAUCCGCUUUGUGGUAGUCUAUUUUGCCUCUCCGAAGUUGCCCAGAACGUUCUUACUGUCAGCUUAAAUUUUCCCUGGUGGUCGUGCGAGAUCAGUUCGAGGUCUUUCAAGAGACUGUCUUCAACGCCCAGUCACACACGCAAGUUGAUUAUUCAGCGUUAUUGUGUUUUACCCUACUAGUAUGCAAAAUCAAUUGCUCAUGCUGAAUAAAGAAUACUCCCUGUUGAAAAAAUGGUGAUUAGGCCGUUAAAAAACGUUUUAGUAUUUUUCAUGGGCGCGUAGUACGGGUCUUAAAGGGAAGCACAAAAAAAUCAGAGCGGCGGCUUCUCGAUUUUUUAGUGGGUUACAUUUGUACUCCAUGGUUUCAAAUUCUCAAUGUAUGUGUCACGCGAUGAUCAAUUUGUUACACAACUGCCAAUAUUCCAUCUUAGGGGUUCGUCACGCGUGGGAGGCUAGAAUUGACGGUAAUAGUACCUAUUUCAGACCUGUACAAUUUACCCAAAUUUCUCUCAAACUCAACCCGAUAUUUUUGCAAAUUUUCUACAUAUCUUCAUUGACGUAUAAAGCGAAAUACUUUAUUGAUGAACUUCUUUUCCUUUCUUUCAUUUCGAGUCAUGUGAAAUUUUACAACUCAGCGAGAUUUUUUUUAAUUUUCAAGUUAGCAUGUCGUUUUUAAACAAAAACUAACUUUUAGCACUUGUGUGACAACAUUUACGUGCUCAGUGAUGACAGACAACAUAAACUCGUGACUCGCAACUCGCCCAGACGAGCUUCAGCAACAUCACAUCACGCUUCUUUCAUGGCAUAAAACCCGAGUUCCAGAUUUUUGUGUGAAAAUUCUAAUUAAACAAGGAGAGAGAAAAAAGGUUGGUGAAAUUUUCUAUUUUAUUCUUACCUUAGGUAACGGAAACUUAAAAAUAUGGACUAGCAUUAAGAUCACUCAACUUUAAUAUUAAACUCGUGAUUUAUGUUUUUCCGAGGGCUCCUCAGUGAGAAUUUUCCUCAGAAAUGACUUUGCUGCUCAACUCAUAGAUUUUCAUGUAAUAUCAGGGAUAGACAAUAACAGUAUGAUCAGAAACAGCUUUUUCGUGAAGCGACAAUUUUACGUUUAUUUUGGUUCAAAACCUGUUUAUCGAUGAUUUUCAUAUGACCUGACGAAAGAGUUAUUAAUAUUAAUGAUGAUAACUAAAUUAUGAUAAUGAUUAAUAGUUAAAACUAAUAUGAUAAAAACUAAUGAGAGCGCAUUGCAUCGAAGGAACCAGGGACUAAAACAUAUCCACAGCUAGCCAAUCAGAACGCAUGUACUUGAACGGGGAAGUUGAGUCUCUUUUGGGGCUUUAAUGAGGCUUGUGACAGGGUGACAUUAGGCCCCGGGGAGGGGGUACUCGGGGUACUCCCUAUAAUGGCAUAAACGGAGAGGCUCCGCUCGAAAGGGGUACCCCAAAGGGUAGGGAUUAGUUGAAGUAAUUAAAAGGGCAGGGAAAUCUGUCAUUUCGGUUUUUAAAAAAGGUCCAACAGGGCUAUCAGAUGUAUCGUAUGGCUGUGGAAAAGUCGAGAAAACAUUCUGGUUUUGUGAUUACUUCACAUUUCAAAGACAGCACAUUUAGGGAUGCAAAGCUCUAAACUAGGUAUGUGAUGGGGGAACGAUUUGUCAGUAGAAGAUGUACGAAAGGGGGUAAUUUUUCUUCCAAAAAUGGUAUAUAAAAGGGUAAGUAGUUGGAUCCUGGGGCGGAGCCUGCCCGUAUGAAACUGUUUUGAGUACGUAACCCCUCCCCUCUGGCAUUUAUCCUUUAGUUAGCUGUUGUGAAUUUCCUUUAUAUUAAAGCUUCUCCUUCCAUAUUUUUCCGUAAAACAGGUAAAAAAAAAUCUGUUGCUGACUCGCUUGGUCCGGAGGUUAACCUCAUUGCAAAAGAAGAAGUAGUAGUUCGACCUUUUCACUCAAGAUGACUGGAAAACAGAUCCUAUGGGCAAUCGCGUGGUUUCUUGUCCUUAUAUUUUUGGCCUGGCCAAUAGGAUUCUUCUGCGCUGGUUGGUACGUUUGCCUAUGUCCGUUUGAAGCCUGUAUUGAUGGAAUGAAGAGCAUCACAGCCCUACUUAUGAAGGGGGUCAGCUUGCCGUUCGGCGUCGCGCAUCGUAUGGUUAAAGGAAAAAGCUACUCGUCGAUUUGA